Molecule: messenger RNA, 1057 nt
Organism: Amborella trichopoda
Lineage: Eukaryota; Viridiplantae; Streptophyta; Magnoliopsida; Amborellales; Amborellaceae
Gene: NUDT16
Product: nudix hydrolase homolog 16
Cellular component (GO): cytoplasm; nucleus
Molecular function (GO): pyrophosphatase activity
Source: RefSeq, a predicted model, not a curated record
AGAGAGAGAGAGAGAGAGAAAGAGAGGAGAUGGUAUCUUUUUGUGAAGUGAAGAGGUGGUGAGAUAGAGAGAGAGAAUGACGCAUUUAGUGGCCCGCACAGGUCGGCAUCAGCAGCGGUACGAAGAAGGUUGUCGCCUGGUUGCUGGGUGCAUCCCUUAUAGGUAUAGAACUAGCAAUGAGACUUCAGGAGAUAAGUCCAAUGAUUCUGUGGAAGUUCUUAUGAUUAAUUCUCAAAGUGGACCUGGCCUAUUAUUCCCAAAGGGAGGGUGGGAAAAUGAUGAAACGAAGGAACAGGCGGCUCUUCGGGAAGCAUUAGAAGAAGCAGGUGUCCAGGGGGAAAUAAUGGAGUUCUUGGGGUUCUAUGAAUUUAAGAGUAAAACCCACCAAGAUGAGCUCAGUCCAGAAGGUUUGUGCAGAGCUGCAAUGUUUGCUUUGCUUGUGACUGAGGAGCUUGUUUCUUGGCCCGAACAAAGCAUGCGACAAAGAAGAUGGCUCACAAUCCCCGAAGCAGAGGAGCAUUGCCGGCAUUCGUGGAUGAAAAAGGCUCUGCAGGAAGGAUUUUCCAAGUGGCACGCGUCAAAGAUGCAACAUGAUAAUGCAGAAAACCAGUCGCCUGACUCAGCUGAUAGAGACACAAGUUCCUAGUCUCUCUCUCUCUCCCCCCUCCUCUGCCAAGGGCAGGUAUCAAGGAAACCAAGGAAUUUUCUCCCCCCGCCCCGCUCGCCUGCCCGCAAAUUUUGCUAUGAAAUUUCAUUUCUUUACUCUUCUAUUCCUUUUCUAACUCCGUGACAUUGCUAGGGCAUCAGUUCUCACCGUGUGGUUAACAUUUGAGUGCCUCAAGUCCUUCAUACUUUGUGUAUAUAGAGAUUUUGUGCACCAUUCUUCACCGAUUAUGGUUUCCUAUGAGACUGAAGAAUUUUGUUGCAGGAAACUUGCUGGUUUGGCGGAUUUGGUAAUGCCUUUAACACAGGCCUUCCCGUAAAGAAAUCUGUGAUUUCUACCAUUGAAAUAGAUUUUGAAAAUUUGGGAGGCUUGAACUGCCAUGGUGCCUUCUAA